UCCUAGCAUACAAAUUCUAUAAGUAACUCCACUCUAGUUUCCAUACACAAUUUCCAAAUCACACAAUUCAAAACCCUAUCAUGACUACAGUCCCCGCCGCCGCCGGCGACCCAUCGAAGGAACAAGCGGUUGUUUUUACCCGAAUUCGCCUCGCCGACCGCUUCGACGUCCCCAACAUCCACCGCCUAAUACAUCAGAUGGCGGAGUUCGAGCUCCUCACCAACCUCUUCUCCGCCACCGAAUCAUCACUUACCUCCACCCUCUUCCCUUCCCCUCCACUCCCCCCCUUCCGAUCAUUCACCAUCCUCAUUCUCGAACUCUCCCACUCCCCCAUCCCGAAGUCCGCCGACGACGACGAUUCCAACCUAGGGUUCCGCCCGAUCCUGGGCCGAAUCGUACUCAAGUCAACUGUCGUCGAUCCGGAGUCGUCUACCUUCGCCUCCCCGCGCGGUAACGGGCUGGUGGUCGCUGGAUUCCUGCUAUGCUUUCCGAACUACUCCUCCUUCAUGGGGCUGCCGGGAAUAUACGUGGAGGACAUAUUCGUGAGGGAAGCAUGGAGGCGGCUGGGGAUGGGGAAGAUGAUGCUCGCCGCGGUGGCGGGUGAGGCUGCAAGGCUGGGAUGCGGGAGGGUGGAGUGGUGUGUGCUUGACUGGAAUGAGAACGCGAUUGCGUUCUAUAAUGGAAUGGGGGCUGAGGUUUUGCCACAAUGGAGGAUCUGUCGGCUUACAGGCGAGGAGCUCAGCAAGUUCGCCGUGGAUUAAGAGGUUUUCUCCCAUCGGCCAUAAGUUGUGCUGCUGAUUUUGUUCUCUGUUUUUUUUUUCGUUUCAUAAUAAUUUUGUGGCAAUUUUUGGAAUUAGCAAUUCAAUUUGAACAGCUCUGUCAUUGGUGCGCGCAUUUUCUGUCCGGACACCUGGCGUUACUCUAAGUGC
This is a messenger RNA of Phalaenopsis equestris, 929 nucleotides long. RefSeq names its product probable acetyltransferase NATA1-like. Gene Ontology annotation, molecular function: N-acetyltransferase activity. The transcript has a single exon. Lineage: Eukaryota; Viridiplantae; Streptophyta; Magnoliopsida; Asparagales; Orchidaceae. The coding region runs from base 81 to 761 and encodes 226 amino acids. The record is from RefSeq and is a predicted model, not a curated record.